Messenger RNA from Lolium rigidum, 1653 nucleotides. RefSeq names its product polyadenylate-binding protein RBP47-like. The coding region runs from base 69 to 1370 and encodes 433 amino acids. NCBI's taxonomy places the organism in Eukaryota, Viridiplantae, Streptophyta, Magnoliopsida, Poales, Poaceae. The transcript has 6 exons. The record is from RefSeq and is a predicted model, not a curated record. Gene Ontology annotation, cellular component: cytosol. Gene Ontology annotation, molecular function: mRNA binding.
UCGCCUCCAAAUUAUUCCCGUCACAGGGAGCGCACCGGCAGCUUCACUCUGCGCGCGGCGAGGUGACCAUGCAGGCGGCAGCGGCUAACGGUCAGGUGGGGCAGACCGACGUGCAGAAGCCGCAGCAGCAGCAGCAGCUGGGGGCGCCGCCCGCGGCGGUGGCGGCGGUGGUGCCGCCGCCUCAUUGGGUGGCCAUGCCGUUCGCGCCGCCCGGGGCCGCCGCCAUGGUCAUGCCGCACCAGAUGUCGCCGGCGCCGCCCCAGUUCGCGCCGCACUUCGUGCCGUUCCACGCCGUCGCGCCGCCGCCGCAGCUGCAGCCGCGCCCGGCGCCCGUCGCGCUCGGCUCCCCCGCCGCCACCGCGCACGGCGGCCAGGAGGACAACAAGACCAUCUGGGUCGGCGACCUCCAUUACUGGAUGGACGAGAACUACCUCCACAGCUGCUUCGGCUACACCGGCGAGGUUGUUGCAAUCAAGGUUAUUCGUAACAAGCAGACAGGACAAUCUGAAGGAUAUGGAUUUGUGGAGUUCUACAGUCAUGCUGCAGCUGAAAAAAUACUUGAUGGUUUUUCUGGCCACAUAAUGCCAAAUACUGACCAACCAUUUAGGAUAAACUGGGCUUCAUUUAGCAUGGGAGAUAGGCGUUCAGAUAUUGCUUCAGAUCAUUCCAUAUUUGUGGGCGAUCUUGCUUCAGAUGUCAAUGAUGCCGCAUUACUGGAGACAUUCUCCAGCAGGUACUCCUCUGUCAAAGGUGCGAAAGUUGUUAUUGAUGCUAACACUGGUAGAUCCAAGGGCUAUGGUUUUGUGAGAUUUGGAGAUGACAGUGAGAAGACAAAUGCCAUGACUGAGAUGAACGGAGUGUAUUGCUCUACUAGGCCCAUGAGGAUUGGCCCUGCAACUCCCAGAAAAUCUUCAGGUAAUUCUGGCUCUACUGGUUCAUCUGCUCGAUCUGAUGGAGAUUUGACAAACACAACAGUAUUUGUUGGUGGGCUUGACCCAAAUGUUAGUGAAGAUGAUCUUAGGCAGACCUUCUCCCAGUAUGGUGAGAUUUCUUCUGUGAAGAUUCCGGUUGGGAAACAGUGCGGCUUCGUGCAGUUCCUUCAGAGAAAGAAUGCAGAAGAGGCCUUGCAAGGGCUAAAUGGGAGCAUUAUCGGAAAACAGACCGUGCGCCUUUCAUGGGGUCGCAAUCCAGCAAACAAGCAGUUGAGGAGUGACAACGGCAAUCAGUGGAACAACGGGAUGUACUACGCCCCCUCCCCGUUCUACAAUGGGUAUGGCUAUCCCGCGGCGCCGUUCCCUGACCCAGGCAUGUAUGCCACUGCUGCCUAUGGCGCGUACCCCUUCUACGGGAACCAGCAACAGGUCAGCUGAAGAAAAGAGCUCCACACGCCAAUCACAAAAAAAUCGGAGGCGCACACGCACGGGCAAUAGCUGUAGCUCUCGCUAGAGAAAGAAGGUAGACGACCGGCGGCUUAUUAGGUGAGCUAGGUGUAGUGACUGGUUAUGUAAAGUACAUUGCUAUUACAAUAGCUAGCACCGCUAAGACGCCUAUUGACUCUGAUCUCCAUGGUCCUCUAGCUGGAUUGUUCUAGGGAAAAAAGAGUUUUGGCCUGGAGCUGCAGUAUUAAGGUAGAAUGAACAAUAAGUUAUUUGA